AUAACAGAUUAAUUUUUGAUAGCUAUCGAUAGACGUAUUACGAGCUUGAGCUUCCUAACUUCUGUUUAAACUUAAAAUUUUGAUGUAAAGAGUAAUUUAAACUUUUUUAAUUUGUUUGUUUUACUUCAACUGUGUAUGGAAGACUCUAGUUAAAAAUUCAACUUCAAUAAGUUUUGUGUUAUGAUCAGCCUUUACUUGCUUUGAAGUAUUGAAUAAACAAAGACUUUAAUCAUGUCAGAGAGUGUAGAAGUUCAAAUUGAAGAUCAGGAAUUCCAAUUGGAACCUGACAAUGAACUAAGGUUUGAAGUCGAAAACAAAAAUGAAACAGUUGUGUUAGAAUUGAAAACUGGACUAGCAGAAAUUUUUGGAACAGAAUUAGUGAAAGGCAAAUCGUAUACAUUUUAUUUUGGUGCAAAAAUUGCAGUGUUUACAUGGCAAGGGUGUUCAUUAAAAUUACGAGGAAAAAAAGGAAUUAGUUAUAUAUCCAAAGAGACCCCUAUGAUGUUUUAUUUAAAUUGCCAUGCAUCAUUAGAACAACUCAGAGUAAAAUCAGAAAAAGAAAAGAUAAGAGGUCCUGUUACAAUGGUGGUCGGUCCAACUGAUGUGGGUAAAUCUACUCUUUGUAGAAUAUUACUGAACUACAGUGCACGAAUGAAUGCUCUUGGUCGUAGACCAAUCUAUGUUGACUUGGAUCCGGGUCAGGGACAAAUAUCAGUUCCAGGAACAAUUGGAGCAGUCAUGGUAGAAAGACCAGCUGAAGUAGAAGAAAGUUUCUCUCAAGCAGCUCCACUAGUCUAUCAUUAUGGGCAUACAAACAUGAGUAUUAAUUCAACUUUGUACAACACUCUAAUAUCUCGUAUGGCAGAAGUUAUUCAUCAACGAAUGGAUGAAAAUCCUAGAAUUAACUGUUCUGGAUUAAUAAUCAACACAUGCGGUUGGGUAAAAGGCAAAGGUUACCAGCAUUUGACUCAUAUUGCACUUGCUUUUGAAGUUGAUGUUAUUCUUGUGCUUGAUCAAGAACGAUUAUACAACGAACUUGUGAGAGAUAUGCCAGUAUUUGUCAAAGUUGUUCUUUUACCAAAAAGUGGUGGAGUAGUUGAAAGGAGUAAUAAGUUUAGAUUGGAAGGUAGAGAGGCACGGAUUCGAGAGUUCUUUUACGGUACUCCUAGAAAUGUACUACAUCCACACACCUGUGAAGUUAGGUUUUCCGACAUAAAAGUAUACAGAAUUGGAGCACCACCUAUUCCUAAUACAUUGAUGCCAUUAGACAUGCAAAAAACUGAUUUAGAGACAAAACUUGAACCUGUUACUCCAGGGCCAAAUAUGAUGCAUCAUGUGUUAGCUCUGAGUUUCAGUACAAUGGUAGAAGAAGACGUUGUUAGGACUAGUGUUGCUGGUUUUGUCUGUGUAACAAAUGUUGACACCUCACGACAAAUGUUAACUCUAUUAUCACCUCAACCAAAACCUCUGCCCGAAACAAUUUACCUCAUGUCAGAUGUGCAGUUCAUGGACAACAAUGCUUGAAGCUGUGUGUUUGAAAAGAGCUAGAAAAAGUAUUUUGUGUGUUAAAUAUAGAUACUGCCCAUAAUUAUUUUUUUAAUACAUAAUAUAUUUUUUUUUUUACUUUAAGAAUAAUUGACAAAUAUCUUGUGAGUAACAUAAUGUAUAUAUUUAUAUUAGAUGUAAUUCAUGAGCUGAAGUUUUGUAUUUCAUUAGUAUUAAAAAGACUUAUUGGUAAUAUUACGAAUAUUUGCACUAGUCACUAGUGUCAUUACAUGUUUAUUUGAAAUAAAGUUCAGUAACAUACAAA
Myzus persicae (green peach aphid) is the source of this 1810-nucleotide messenger RNA. It is a transcript of the gene cbc, whose product is annotated as protein CLP1 homolog. Gene Ontology annotation, molecular function: polynucleotide 5'-hydroxyl-kinase activity. The coding region runs from base 232 to 1524 and encodes 430 amino acids. The record is from RefSeq and is a predicted model, not a curated record. Gene Ontology annotation, biological process: tRNA splicing, via endonucleolytic cleavage and ligation. Gene Ontology annotation, cellular component: mRNA cleavage factor complex; nucleus. Lineage: Eukaryota; Metazoa; Arthropoda; Insecta; Hemiptera; Aphididae. The transcript has 9 exons.